This is a messenger RNA of Setaria italica (foxtail millet), 993 nucleotides long. RefSeq lists its product as uncharacterized. Bases 339 to 854 code for a protein of 171 amino acids. NCBI's taxonomy places the organism in Eukaryota, Viridiplantae, Streptophyta, Magnoliopsida, Poales, Poaceae. The record is from RefSeq and is a predicted model, not a curated record. The transcript has 2 exons.
UCUCGUGAACACUGAAACAUUUUACAGUAUGUUAGCUGCAUGCGUGUAAGCAUACGAGGAAAUCGAGAGAUUGAAGAAGAAACACGGGCUAACACAAGGGCUACAUUGUGUGUUGGCCAUCGGUUGGUUGGUCGGCUCUUUUUUCUUUAACCAAGCAGCAGCCUACGUGGCGUGACACGUACGCUCGCUCCAGCGGCGGGGGCGCCUCGGCCCAACACGUGUCGCCGGACGUGUCCGCCCGCACGAAGAAAGCUCCCGGCAAAUCCCAUGGGGGGGCGCCGGACGGACAUCCAGCGUUCUCCCCCCAAUCACCACCAGCUGCGAUCGAGUCCGCAACAAUGCGCGGCGGCAAGAACAGGCGCGCGGCGAGAGACGGCGCCGCCGACGAUGCGGACGACGCCGCGCGGCCCGCGGCGAGCUGCAUGGCCGCCACCAUCGUAGCCGUCGUCGUCCUCCUCGUCGUGGCGUCGGCACUCCUGUUCCUGCUGUCGCCGCCGGGGGCGCCGGGCGGCGGCGGUGGCGGGGAGGGGAAGGGCGCGCCUCGUGAGCCGGUGGAGCUGGCGAUCGGCAUCGCCGGCCACGAGCGCUGGCUCGACGCGCUCCGCGCCUGGGCGAAGCUGGCGUGCUUCAAGCUCCGCCCGGCCGAGCCGCGGUACGACGUGCUGCGGAGCCCGGCGUCGGUGAAGAUGGCGGCCAAGGAAAGCCUGGAGAUGGGCAAGGAGACGGUGAGGCACUCGGCGGAGUCGGCGGCCAGGGCAACCGAGGAGGCCCUGGAGAGGACCACGGAGAAGGUCAAGAGGAAGGUCUCGCUCUCCCCCUCGCCGUCAGCGCGCCGCCGUGAUGGAGACCUCUGAACAAAACUUUUUUGUUUCUUCCUUCAGAAAGCUUUGGGUUCUGUACUGACCAUGUACUCUGUAGCGUGUAAAUGUGUCAAGAACGUACACUGUACGACGUCUUGCAAGCUUUGCGACGUGUAAUCUUUUCCCUGUACCA